AUGGUCCCGCCGCCAAUAUUUGCUCCGGCACCUUCACCCUCGCCGACCAGGACUGGCGGCACGGGCAAUCCAGCUGGCUAUGGCCGGUCGUGUACAAACUGCUCGCGGGCCAAGGCUAAGUGCAUUGUCAAGUACCCCGAUGCCUCUUGCGUGCGCUGCGACCGCCUGGGCAAGGAGUGCCUGCCCAUCAUCGCCCUGAGGAAGCGAGCCCCCAAGAAGUCGCCUUCGUCGCGCACGGCUAAGCUUGAGGAGAAGCUCGACGACCUGGUCUCGAUUCUGCGAGGGACGCAGCAGCCGCAACCGCCGCCCUCGAACCCCGUCGCACAAGACCCGUACCCACAGCAGCCGUUGGAGCAGUCGCACAACAUGCCCAGCCGCCUCGACUCUCUGGCGACGGCUGCCACCGCGUCUGCCUCGACGCCGACCAAUAUGUUGCAUGCUUCCCAGUUCCCGUCCAGCGCGCCCAUGUUUGAUGCCGCCGCCGACGACGCGCCUGAGCCCACACCGGCCGAGGCCGAGGUCUACCUGGACAAGUUCCGCGGCUGGCUUGAGAGGUUCCCCUUCAUGUACCUGCCCCCCGAGGUCACCGCUGCCGCACUUCGCCGGGAACGUCCGUUUCUCUGGCUCUGUAUCAUGAAUGUCACCUCAAUGUCUGUACCGCAGAUGCAAAGAAUGAAAGUCACAGUCCGGCGAGAGGUGGCCCAGAGAGUCGUCAUGGACCACGAGCCGAGUAUGGAUAUCCUGUUGGGGCUGCUUGCUUAUCUGGGCUGGGCUUCGAUGAUUAGCGGUCCCGAUUCGAAGCCCUUCCUGGUGUUGUAUACGCAGCUGGCCACGAGCGUUCUGCACGAGCUGUCGCUGGCGAGAUCGCCAAUUGAAGAGCAGUAUUUUCACAAUUGUUUCAAAAUUUGGGGAGGACGGCCGCCCGGGCCCAAGAUUAGAACAUUGGAAGAACGCAGGGCUCUUCUGUCCACUUGGUACCUCACAUCUGUAUUUGCUUCGUUUAUUGGUAAAAUGGAAACACUCCGGUGGACCUCACACAUAGAUGAGUCCAUCGAGAUACUCGAACGGGAAAAGGAAAGCCCCUUCGAUGUCAUCCUUACGAACCUGGUCAAGGUCCAGCAGAUCACUGAUGAUGCACACCACCUCCUUGUACGGGAUCUGCUUGGGGGAGGGCCCAACGUGGCGCCCAGCUGUCUUUUCAGAACGGCGAUGCUCUCGCGAUUGAGCACGCUCAAGGACAGUAUGCCGGCAAAUGUUGCAGCACAUUAUGUAAUCCGUCUCCACAUUCACUUUUGCGAGGUCCAGAUCCAUUCCACAGGGCUGUACUCGCAGUCCCUCACGGACACGCCCUAUGGGGUUGAUGCGCAGCGCAUCGAUUCCAUGUACGGAUGCGUGAGAUCAAUUCGCGGCUGGCACGACUUGUUCUUCUCCCUCCCCAUCAACGAGCUCCCGGGCCUGCCAUUCAGCUGCUUCAUUCAUCUCUUCCAAUGCCAAGUCUCUCUCUACCGACUGGCCACCACUGAAGACCCGGCCUGGGACAAGGACAUGAUGCGCCACACGGUCGACCUGCUCGAGUUUCUCGACCAGGCGCACGAUCGAUUCCAGCAAUUGAACCAGGUCUACGUGCUCAAGACCGGGCCGGGCGACGAGACUCUCUGGCAGAAGGGAUGCAAGAUAAUGAGGAACAUCAAGGCAAUGUGGGAGCCCGCCCUGGCCAGUGCGGCGCUGGGCGGCCUGCCGACACCCAGUAGUCAAGGGUUCAGCGGCCUGGGAUCUGGAUCGGUAGCUGGCAUGCCUGUGCCGGGCCCGGUUCCCAGUGGCGCGGCGGCGAUGGGCGGCGACAAGAACCCGCUCCUCCCGGAGAACGGACCGAUGGAUUUUAAUGACAUGGCCUGGAUGACGGAUGUUUUUGGGCCGUGGGAUUUCUUAAAAAGUAAUGAGUCGGGUGGGAAGCCGUCGUGA
Molecule: messenger RNA, 1962 nt
Organism: Clonostachys solani
Lineage: Eukaryota; Fungi; Ascomycota; Sordariomycetes; Hypocreales; Bionectriaceae
Source: the annotation of a GenBank genome assembly